CUCAAACGCGCGAGGCGACACAGGGAAAGGGAAGUGAGCCAAAGCCUCUGAGGCUUUGCCUGCCGCCUUUUUGGUGUGAGUUUCCACAUCCAGGUACUAGUCCACCAGUGACCCUGGACAGUAACAAAACAUAAAAAGUCCGAACCCACCUCCCGCCACCAGCAUAGUGUAUUAAGUGGGAAAGAAGAAUGGAAGUCUCUUGUUCUCAUGAGUCUUGCGUGGAUGUUUCCAUCGUGGAGAUGCAUCUUUUAUCACUGUGAAGCUCCGCGCUCUGGAAUCUGACAGACGUCGUCUACCCUUGUGCUUCAGUUUUGUUACUUGGAAGGUGCUGUAGCUCUUUUGGAAAUCAGUAAACCAUGGCAUCUAAGAAGUUUGCCAUUAAAUGUGGAAAUUUUGCUGUCCUCGUGGAUCUUCAUAUAGUGCCGCAAGGUCCAAACAAAGAUUCCAGUUGGUUUUCAGAGCAGAAGAAAGAGGAAGUUUGUUUGCUGUUAAAAGAAACCAUUGAUUCCAGAGUUAAGGAGUACGUGGGCAUUUAUAAACAGCACAGGCCAUCAAAUGCAGAAUUCACAAGAUCCAGUCCCUUGUCCUUAAAAGGUUAUGGCUUUCAGAUCUCAGCCUAUUUCAUCAAGAGAGGGAUACGCCUUCGCUGUAUUCAGAGCUCCCAGAACACUGAACUUCAUAUAUUUCCUGACAGAUUUGUGGUCUGUGUUAGUCAACUUGCGUUCGGUCCUGAUACUUGGGCAAGCCAGAAUGAAAAAUCGACAAAAAGAACCCUCCACGGACUGUCUGACUAUUUCGCUGGGUGUGCACAGAGUUCACCUUCUCCUGGUAGAAAGCUCAAGAAAAACACUCUACAAGAAAUUGUGAGAAAAACUGAAGCAAAACGCAGCGCCAAGAGCAAAUCACAGGCCAGCACGGACCUUGUGGGAAGAUCUACUGAUUCGGUCAUUACUGUGGUACCAAGGAGGAGGGAUGCCUCUGCCAUUCUCUUGUCAGAAUCCAUGGGUCAAGCACAGGAUGACAUAAAAGCAGCCAAGAGCCACCGGGGACUUCCUGUUCAAAAGCUGGAAAAUGUUUCCCAGACUGAGCCAGAAGACACUAGCAGCCAGCAACAACCUCAUCCUGGGGAGUGGCUAAAGUCGGGGCUUCUAAGCAGGAGCCCUAUGUGUAGCUAUGAGUCAGCAUCACCAGGUCCAAAGCAAAGUCCACGAGCAGCCAAGACACAACAGAAACGCAGGAACUGCGGCUCUGCGGAAGACUCUGACCACCGCAGGAGAGUUUCUCUUGGAAAUGAUGGAUUAGCCCCAGGAGACGUGAUGGUGGGAAAGAGCACAGCUGUCAGUGUUUUGCCAGCGUUAGAGUUGUCAGAUCCAGGGUUGCUUUUGAAUCAGGAUUUGGCAAAAGCCACGGCUAAAGAAGAGCUACAUGCUUUGGAAAAUCUCUCCUCCAGACACCUUAUGACCAACAUCCCAGGGCAGGCACAGCAAGCCACCCCGGCUGCAGCUGACGAAAGAUUAGCGACAGUUGAAGGCGGCCCAAGCAAAAAAAGAAAGAAAUUGCAAAGUUCUAGCAGAGGAUGUAGUGGCAAGAAAACUUUGAAUGUGUAGUUCCCGGGAUUUGGAAAGAAUUGGGGUAAUCUCUCUAAAUAAACAGAUGUUUAGAGGCUGGAGGACUGUCUCAGUUUUUAGGAGCACUUACUGCUCUUGCAGAGGACCUAGGUUGGCUUCCAAGCAUCCACAAGGUGACUCAGAAGCAUCACGAACUCUAGAUCCAGGAGACACAACACCCACUUUUGGCCCCCAUGGGCACCGGGCAUGCACAUGGUAUGUAUACACACAAGCAGGCAAAAUACACAUACACAUGAGAUAAAUCUUUUUUAAAAAGCUGUUUGUGUUGGGAUUAGACUUCACAGUCACCUCCUGGAGGCUGUUUUUCUAAUAGGCGUGUUACUUUCUCAUCAUGUUUAUAACUGUCUCCAGAAAACACUGUGUUGACAAAGAGCCCUCUACUUGUCAAGGUAUAUAGGGCCCCGUGGAGAAGCCAGUAAGGUAGGGUUUUCUCACCGCAUCACUAUGGAGACCUCCUGAUGGGAUACAGAGAGAUGGUGCCCUACGCUGCCAGCCAGCUCUUGUGCUCCAGUCCUCUUGCUCCUCAAACUGAGUACAUGGCAGUGAAAAUAGGCUAGUGGUUCUCAGCGCUGUGGUUCUAUGCGAAAUGCAGGUUUUGGAGUCUGAGAGGAACUAUGAUUCUGAAAUAACACUAAAACUGACAAUUCCCUAGGAAUUAUUUCCUCCAGCCUUGCCACCGCGGCUUCCAUCAACUGGGGCCACAUGUGGACACGUACAGCCCUGUGCUCCCUCGGACUUGUGAAGUAUUUAGAUUGUGUGAGUCACUUAAUUCCCAGGUUCUGCUGCAGGAUGGAGACAGCGCUUAGGGAGCUGGUUAGCUGUAGUUGCCAGAAAUGCACAGGUAAUUCAUCUCAGCCUUAUGUGAAGACAUGGAAGAGGUGUGUUCUGUGUGACGCAGGUCUGACCCUGUCCUUGUUCACACCUCUAAUAUUCCAGAUACAGUAAGGACAGACCAGAACCCAUUCCAGUUCCAAGUUGGAAAAAUUCACAGGGCAUUUACAUAUUCUUUUUGGUUGUAUAGCCUGCUCUCAAGAAAGACAAGAAACCUAAGUUAUCUGCCUGGAAAUUUCAUCUGAUCAUCCCAGCCUCAAAGGACCAGAAACCACUUGCUGUUGUUCCUUUCCUUUCCCUUCCUGCCUAGCUUUUUUUUCUUGAGAGAUAAUCCCCAACUACUGAAUCCUCAAUGGAAGUCUGAGUAGCCCCUAUUAUACACCAAGAAGCAGCUUGCUCAGAAAGAUCCUAAAGUCAAAGCCAGUCCUAUCAGAAUGAUGGGCUCCAAAACUAAGAUAUUCUGACCUGGAAUCAACAGGGUUUUACUUGUUUAAUAGUUAAGGUCAGACUCAGUCCUUAAUUGUACUUCAAUGAAGGAUUUGCUUUCAAGAAAUGUUUUGUUUUUCAAAUCUGUUAUUGUAGGAAAUAACGAUUAUUGUGACUAGUGAGAAAAAAUAGUACGUUUGGUUUGUACAUAGAUGUGGUCUUUUACACAGUCUUCUUGCACAAUGGAUUUUAACAGGAUUAGCAGGGAAUGGCUCUGGGCUCCCAUAAGUGGCAUAUGUUUAAGGAUAUGCCUUUAAGGAUUUUGCCUUUAAGCAUUUUCCUUCGGUGUAUCUGAAACACCUCUACAUCUCUUGUUUCUUGAAUGGUUUUAUAAUUCUUUGAAUAUAUGGACAAAGGGGAAAAUUAGUCCCAAGUGUUUUGUUAAUCAUCAUAUGGUAUAUUAAAUAUUGUCUACUGUU
Alexandromys fortis (reed vole) is the source of this 3364-nucleotide messenger RNA. RefSeq names its product SLX4 interacting protein (gene Slx4ip). The transcript has 10 exons. The record is from RefSeq and is a predicted model, not a curated record. Lineage: Eukaryota; Metazoa; Chordata; Mammalia; Rodentia; Cricetidae. Bases 357 to 1607 code for a protein of 416 amino acids.